UUUUUUCUAUGCAUCAUAUAAUAUCACUGACUUUAUACAACCCCCUACAACUACUCAACAUGAUCAUUCUCAAUCAGUUUCUUCUAAUAUACUAUAUAAUACUACUGACUCUAUACAACCCCCUACAACUACUCAACAUGAUCAUUCUCAAUUGGUUUCUUCUAAUGCACUAUAUAAAUCUGCUGCUUCUCAAAUACCACCAUAUAAAUUCACUAAUCCUCAACCAACAUCUAAUAACACUAACCCUCAAAAACAACCUAAUAAUACUUGUUAUAACAAUGAUUCAGAUUCAUCUACAAAAAAUAUUUUAA
This is a messenger RNA of Racocetra persica, 311 nucleotides long. The record is from the annotation of a GenBank genome assembly. Lineage: Eukaryota; Fungi; Glomeromycota; Glomeromycetes; Diversisporales; Gigasporaceae.